AUGGCCCCUAAGCCCUCGACUGUGCCAAAGAGUGGAGCCUUCGAGCGAGCAGAAGUGAGGCAGACUGGAGUGCAAAGCAACCUGGUUGCACUGCCGACUGAUCGCCCGGAUCUCGAGCGACUGGCGCAGAAUGGCACAGAAGAGACUGCCCCUCCGACUGCAGCUCAGAAGCCGAAUGAUUCGGUUCCGGAUGCUCCCGCUCCGAGUGGACCGAAUGAGGCAGCGAAUGCGGUUCCUUGGGAAGCCGGGCACUUGAUUAAUGAAGUGCUGGUGCCGCGUCGACUGAGCAGGCAUGGCCCUGUGAAUGCGGAGGUGUCUGCCGCUCUGACUGCGAUGGACUGUGGAGCCGAGCUCACCAGAGUGUGGAAUGACCUUGACAACUGGGUCACCGGUGGUGGAGAGUGCACGCGGAGUGGAGGAACGACUGUCUGUCGUUUCGACCACCCGGACCAGCACUCGAAUGGUCCAAUGAGCUCGCUGAGAAUGCGAAUGCACUCCUUCAACAUCCAGAAUGAGUCGAAUGGCCCAAACAACUGGAUGAUUGAAACAAGUUGGAUGAUCGAAACAAGUUGGACGCAAAUGAUGAAAGCCGAGCGACUUUUCCUGGUCCUUACCAAGGGGAACUGGCAUGUGGAAUGGCUGGCUCCUCAGUACGCGAAGGAGAAUGCCACUAAUGCCUUGGUGAAUGUCUACGACUGGCUUUGCUUGCCGCUGUCAAUGGCAACGCGACUGUACACCAAUGGCGUGCUGGAUUUGGCAAAGUUUCCUUGCCACCACCAGCUGAAUCGCAGCUACAAUGCCCUCAGCGCACUGAGGAAUACUGUGCAAUGGGCAAACCAAGGAGUCUUCGAGGAUAGUGAGAAUGACGAGCCGAUUGCCUUUGUGGUGUUCCGCCGCACCAAGACUGCCGCAAUGAGACGAUGGGUUGCUGGCGGACCGAAUGGCAAUGCUCGAGUGAAACUGGCGAAUUAUUUUGAUCGCCAACUCACUGACCACAUCAGCACCUUUGAGUGGGAUGGAAAUGGCCUAGAAGACUGGAAGUGGACACUGGAGCAUGUGUGCUGGGAUUGUUCGCGACACAACUUCGUGGAAUGGCGAUUGAUGGGUCACACGAUGAUUCCAUUGACGCAAUGUGUGAAUGCCGGCGUGGACCACGACUGCUCCAAGGGCAAGAAUGAUCCAGCCUCGUCCUCCGGAGUCGCCUUGGCGCAGGUUGCGGAUGCCCUCGAGCCCGGCUCUGAGAUCGUCCUCCGCAAGAAUGCGAAGGGCACUGUGAAGUGA
Molecule: messenger RNA, 1281 nt
Organism: Symbiodinium sp. CCMP2592
Lineage: Eukaryota; Dinophyceae; Suessiales; Symbiodiniaceae
Source: the annotation of a GenBank genome assembly